Molecule: messenger RNA, 780 nt
Organism: Lodderomyces beijingensis
Lineage: Eukaryota; Fungi; Ascomycota; Pichiomycetes; Serinales; Debaryomycetaceae
Source: the annotation of a GenBank genome assembly
AUGGAUCCAGCCGAGGAGCAAGCCCAAGAAAUCGAGAUCUUGCAGUCGAUAUACCCCGAUGAGCUAGAAAUCCUCAAUGACUCGCAAACGCACUUUCAAAUCAGCUUAAACUUGGACUUGCCAAGUGAAAAACCACACUGGCUAUUGCUAACCGUGCAGUAUCCGCCUACAUACCCCGAGGUAGUGCCCAAUUUGCACAUAGAAGAAACGGAGCCACGAGCCGGAGGCGAUGGCGACGAGUACGACAACGGCGAGGAUUAUGACAACGACAACGACGAGGAAGACGAUGAGGAUGAAGACAGCAAAAACACGAAAUUGGCGUUGCACAUGGCAGAAACUAUUGAGUUUGAGCGCGAAGAUUUCAAGAAGCUUCUAGCGAAGUUGAAUGAGGAAGCCGAGUUAAGCAUCGGCAUGCCCUCGAUAUUCACACUAGUGAGCGUUUUGAAAGAUGAAGCAGAAACGCUAUUUCAGCAGAAAUUAGAUGCCGCGAACAAGGCGUUUGAGAGAAAGCGCAGUGAGAGGGAGAAGUUGGAGCAGCUCAAGUUCCAAGGCACCAAAGUCACCAAGGAAAGUUGGCUGGCUUGGAGAAGCAAAUUUAGACUCGAGAUGGAGUUUGAGAAAAAGGACGAGCAAAAGAAAUUGGAGAUGCAUGCGGGUAGAUUGACCGGUAAGGAGAUUUUCGAGAAGGGUUUAGCUGGUAAGGAAGAGGAAGAAGAUGGAGAGAGCGAUUUGAGUGAGGAAUCAAAGUUGGCUGCCGGUGUCAGCAAAGUUGCCGUGUAA